UUUUGAUAAGACAUAAAAAAAAAUAUUAUUUUAUUUCAACCAUCAGAUCUUCAAAUUCGUGUAUUGGCUUUGUCCAUUCAUCAACUCACCACGUUCUUCACAGGCACCCGUCGUCUCCAUCUCGUUCUCUCGGAUUCGGAAAGGACAUCAGGAAAGGUUCAAUAUGGGUGCAGAAAACAACAUUGAGAUUGAGGAUGGAACUCUGGAAAUUGGAAUGGAAUAUAGAACUGUCUCUGGAGUUGCUGGACCUCUGGUUAUUCUUGACAAGGUCAAGGGACCCAAGUACAUGGAAAUUGUGAACAUUCGCCUCGGAGAUGGUACGACCCGGCGUGGGCAAGUGUUGGAGGUUGAUGGAGAUAAGGCUGUUGUUCAGGUUUUUGAAGGAACUUCUGGAAUUGACAACAAAUAUACAACCGUCCAGUUUACUGGAGAGGUUCUGAAAACACCUGUCUCAUUGGAUAUGCUGGGUCGAAUUUUUAAUGGAAGUUCAAUCAAUCCUAGUGAGAGAACAUAUCCUGAAGAGAUGAUACAGACUGGAAUCUCAACAAUCGAUGUCAUGAACUCGGUUGCCCGAGGACAGAAAAUUCCUCUUUUCUCUGCUGCCGGUCUUCCACACAAUGAAAUAGCUGCUCAAAUAUGUCGUCAGGCUGGUUUGGUGAAACGACUUGAGAAAUCUGACAACCUUCUUGAGGAUGGUGAAGAAGAUGAUUUUGCCAUUGUUUUUGCAGCUAUGGGAGUUAACAUGGAGACAGCUCAGUUCUUCAAACGCGAUUUUGAGGAAAAUGGAUCCAUGGAGAGGGUUACCCUUUUCCUCAAUUUGGCCAAUGACCCAACAAUAGAACGUAUCAUUACACCUCGCAUUGCCCUAACAACAGCAGAAUAUUUAGCAUACGAAUGUGGGAAGCAUGUUCUUGUCAUAUUGACAGACAUGAGUUCUUAUGCCGAUGCUCUUCGUGAGGUCUCUGCUGCUCGAGAGGAAGUACCUGGAAGACGUGGAUACCCUGGUUACAUGUACACUGAUCUGGCAACUAUAUAUGAAAGGGCUGGACGUAUUGAAGGACGAAAGGGCUCCAUUACACAAAUUCCCAUUUUAACCAUGCCCAAUGAUGAUAUCACACACCCAACUCCAGAUCUUACCGGUUAUAUUACUGAGGGGCAGAUAUACAUUGACAGACAACUUCAUAAUAGACAGAUAUAUCCUCCGAUCAAUGUGCUGCCAUCAUUGUCUCGUCUAAUGAAGAGUGCGAUUGGUGAGGGCAUGACCCGUAGGGAUCACUCUGACGUGUCCAACCAGCUAUACGCGAACUAUGCCAUUGGGAAGGAUGUUCAGGCAAUGAAAGCCGUGGUCGGAGAAGAAGCCCUUUCCUCCGAAGAUCUGCUAUACCUCGAGUUCCUCGAUAAGUUCGAGAGGAAAUUUGUGACACAGGGAGCCUACGACACGCGCAACAUUUUCCAGUCUCUCGACUUGGCGUGGACACUGCUCAGGAUCUUCCCCCGGGAACUUCUUCAUCGUAUUCCAGCAAAGACGCUCGAUCAGUACUACAGCAGGGACACAUCUAAUUAAAGGCAAGGGGGGUUAAGAGAAGAAAGCCCGUGUCUUUUGGCGUGUGGAAUUGCUAUGUGUUCGUUUGAUGUGUAUUUUAUUGGGGUGGUUUUUUUUUUCUCUGGUUUUUUGAAUAAGUGAUGAUCUUCUUCUGUUUGUGCACACGGGACAGAGAAAGACGUUAUUCUUUGUAAGAGAUUAUUAGUGUAAUUCGUUUAUAUUUCGAGUCACUCUACGGUUCUUAAAUUGUAAGCUGCCGGACAAUGGGUGGCCUGUAUCAUUAUAUUUAAAAAUAAAUAAAUACGAGAUGUUUGUAGCUUUGAUUUGUCUUGAAUCGAUUUUGGUUGUGUGGAAUCGACCAGUUGUGGAUAUAUGCCCUG
This is a messenger RNA of Striga asiatica, 1923 nucleotides long. NCBI's taxonomy places the organism in Eukaryota, Viridiplantae, Streptophyta, Magnoliopsida, Lamiales, Orobanchaceae. The record is from the annotation of a GenBank genome assembly.